GCAGAGUGCCAGCUGGGGCCCCGCGUUGGAUUCCACUUAGUUUUUGGAAGGUUUGACUGCAUGGUGCCAUAAGUCUCUGGGAACACACACUUAACACACCACCUGACUGAAAGCCUGGUCUCCGGCAUCCCUUCACUUCUCACCCAAGCUCCUGCAUGUCUAAUAUUUAGACAUGUUCAGCUUUGUGGACUCAAGGACUGUUCUGCUACUUGUAGCAUCCCAAGUUGUUUUACUAUCCGUUGUCAGAUGUCAAGAAGAGGAUGAUCAAGAGGCAGGUGGCUGCAUCCAGGACGGCCAGGAGUAUAAUGAUAAGGAUGUGUGGAAGCCAGAGCCAUGCCGUAUCUGUGUGUGUGACAGCGGAGCGGUUCUGUGUGAUGAGAUAAUCUGCGAGGAGAUCAAAGAGUGUGCCAACCCUAUCAUCCCAUCUGGAGAGUGCUGUCCCAUCUGCCCCGCUGAUGCCAGUAUCCCCAUUGAGACAAUUGGUGCUAAGGGCCAGAAAGGAGAACCAGGAGAGAUUGCAGAUGUUGUAGGGCCUAGAGGACCAGCAGGCCCUAUGGGCCCCCCAGGUGAGCAGGGACCACGUGGAGAAGCUGGCGCAAAGGGUGAUAAGGGAAAUUCUGGACCUCGUGGGAGAGAUGGUGAACCUGGCAUCCCUGGCAACACCGGACCCCCUGGUCCACCUGGACCACCUGGACCACCAGGGCUCGGAGGGAACUUUGCUGCCCAGAUGGCUGGAGGUUUUGAUGAGAAGGCAGGAGGUGCUCAAAUGGGUGUGAUGCAGGGACCAAUGGGUCCUAUGGGUCCCCGUGGUCCUCCUGGACCUACUGGAGCUCCCGGGCCACAAGGUUUCCAAGGUGGACCUGGAGAGGCAGGAGAGCCUGGUCCAGCUGGGCCAAUGGGACCCCGUGGACCACCUGGACCUUCUGGAAAACCAGGAAGUGAUGGUGAAGCUGGCAAACCUGGCAAACCUGGUGAGCGUGGACCUGCAGGACCUCAGGGAGCUCGUGGAUUCCCUGGAACUCCUGGACUUCCUGGAAUCAAAGGACACAGAGGUCAUCCUGGUCUGGAUGGAGCUAAGGGAGAGACUGGUGCUGCUGGGGCAAAGGGCGAGGCAGGUGCUGCUGGAGAAAAUGGUGCCCCUGGACCCAUGGGUCCACGUGGUCUGCCUGGUGAGAGAGGACGUCCUGGAGCUGCUGGAGCUGCAGGUGCCCGUGGAAAUGAUGGCCUGCCUGGUCCUGCUGGUCCACCUGGGCCAGUUGGUCCUGCUGGAGCUCCAGGUUUCCCAGGAUCUCCAGGAGCCAAGGGAGAAGCUGGCCCAACUGGUGCCAGAGGAGCUGAAGGACAACAGGGACCGCGUGGAGAAGCUGGCACUCCAGGAUCUCCUGGACCUGCUGGAGCAUCGGGUAACCCCGGUACUGAUGGUAUUCCUGGAGCCAAAGGAUCUGCUGGUGCCCCUGGUAUUGCUGGUGCUCCUGGAUUCCCUGGCCCUCGUGGCCCACCUGGACCACAGGGAGCUACUGGACCUCUGGGGCCCAAAGGACAGUCUGGAGACCCUGGUCUUCCCGGAUUCAAAGGUGAAGCUGGACCAAAGGGAGAGCUUGGUCCUGCUGGUCCUCAAGGUGCCCCUGGCCCUGCUGGAGAGGAAGGAAAGAGGGGUGCAAGAGGAGAACCCGGAGCUGCUGGACCUCUUGGACCACCCGGAGAGAGAGGGGCUCCUGGUAACCGUGGUUUCCCUGGUCAAGAUGGUCUGGCUGGUGCUAAAGGUGCUCCUGGUGACCGUGGUGUCCCAGGCGCUGCUGGGCCUAAAGGUGGUACUGGAGACCCUGGACGCACAGGAGAGCCUGGACUCCCUGGAGCCAGAGGUCUCACUGGUCGUCCUGGAGAUGCUGGUCCUCAAGGCAAAGUUGGACCCACUGGUGCUGCUGGUGAGGAUGGUCGCCCCGGCCCACCUGGUCCUCAGGGAGCACGUGGACAGCCUGGAGUGAUGGGAUUCCCUGGACCAAAGGGAGCCAAUGGUGAACCUGGAAAAGCUGGAGAGAAGGGACUUGUUGGCCGUCCUGGUCUGAGAGGUCUAUCUGGAAAAGAUGGUGAGACCGGUGCUGCUGGACCUCCUGGCCCUGCUGGACCUGCUGGAGAGAGAGGAGAGCAAGGACAGCCUGGACCUUCUGGCUUCCAGGGUCUGCCUGGACCAUCUGGGGCCCCAGGAGAGGCUGGAAAACCUGGAGACCAGGGUGUUCCUGGAGAGGGCGGGGCUCCUGGUGCUGUUGGACCCAGAGGUGAGCGUGGUUUCCCUGGUGAGAGAGGUGGCGCUGGACCACAGGGUCUUCAGGGCCCCCGUGGACUUCCUGGAACACCUGGAAGUGAUGGACCCAAGGGAGCAAUUGGACCAGCUGGCACUGCAGGACCCCAGGGACCCCCAGGCCUGCAGGGUAUGCCUGGAGAAAGAGGAGCUGGUGGUAUCCCAGGACCCAAGGGAGACAGAGGUGAUAAUGGAGCAAAGGGACCUGAGGGCGCAUCUGGAAAGGAUGGUUCUAGGGGUUUGACUGGUCCUAUUGGUCCACCUGGCCCAUCUGGACCUAACGGUGCCAAGGGUGAGACUGGACCAACUGGCCCCUCCGGUGCUCCAGGUGUUCGUGGUGCUCCUGGUGACCGUGGUGAGCUUGGUCCUCCUGGGCCUGCUGGCUUUGCUGGACCUCCUGGUGCAGAUGGUCAGCCUGGUGCCAAAGGAGAGCUUGGUGAGACCGGACAGAAGGGAGAAUCUGGUUCUCCUGGACCUCAGGGACCAUCUGGAGCUCCUGGACCUGUGGGACCUACUGGUGUAUCUGGACCUAAAGGAGCACGUGGUGCUCAGGGAGCUCCUGGUGCCACAGGUUUCCCUGGUGCUGCAGGCAGAGUUGGAUCUCCUGGUCCCAAUGGUAACCCUGGCUCUGCUGGUCCUGCUGGCCCUGCUGGUAAAGAUGGACCAAAGGGUACCCGUGGUGAUGGUGGACCCCCAGGAAGACAGGGCGAUGCUGGGCUGCGGGGACCUGCUGGCCCUCAAGGAGAGAAGGGAGAAGCUGGAGAGGAUGGCCCUCCUGGUUCUGAUGGGCCUUCAGGUCCUCAGGGUCUGGCUGGAUCCCGUGGUAUUGUUGGUUUGCCUGGUCAGCGUGGUGAGAGAGGCUUCCCUGGUCUCCCUGGACCUUCUGGAGAGCCUGGCAAACAGGGAGCUUCUGGUGGUGCUGGUGACCGUGGGCCUCCUGGACCUGUUGGGCCACCUGGACUUACUGGACCUUCUGGAGAGCCUGGUAGAGAGGGUACCCCUGGAGCAGAUGGACCCCCUGGUAGGGAUGGAGCUGUUGGAGUUAAGGGAGAGCGAGGCAACACUGGACCUGCAGGAGCCCCUGGAGCUCCUGGAGCCCCUGGUGCCCCAGGACCUGUGGGACCUCUUGGCAAGCAGGGAGACAGAGGAGAGUCUGGAGCUCAAGGACCUGCAGGACCCCCAGGAUCAGCUGGUGCUAGAGGAAUGGCUGGACCCCAAGGACCACGUGGUGACAAGGGAGAGACUGGAGAGACUGGAGAAAGGGGACAGAAGGGUCACCGUGGCUUCACUGGUCUGCAGGGUCUUCCUGGACCCCCUGGUCCCGCUGGAGACUCUGGAGCCUCUGGACCUUCAGGACCGUCUGGCGCUAAGGGACCAUCUGGACCAGCCGGACCUGCUGGAAAGGAUGGAGCUAAUGGACAACCUGGCCCCAUUGGGCCACCUGGACCUCGUGGACGCUCUGGAGAAACCGGUCCAGCUGGUCCUCCUGGUAACCCAGGACCCCCUGGUCCUCCUGGUCCACCAGGCCCUGGCAUCGACAUGUCUGCUUUUGCUGGUCUGGGUCAGACUGAGAAGUCUCCCGAUCCUCUUAGGUACAUGAGGGCCGAUGAGGCCUCCAGCUCCUUGAGGCAACAUGACGUGGAGGUUGAUUCCACUCUCAAGUCCCUCAACAGCCAGAUUGAGAACCUGCGCAGCCCUGAUGGCUCCCAGAAGAACCCCGCUCGUAGCUGCAGAGACCUCAAGCUGUGCCACCCAGAGUGGAAGAGCGGUGACUACUGGGUUGAUCCCAACAUUGGCAGCACCGCUGAUGCCAUCAAGGUCUUCUGUAACAUGGAGACAGGAGAGACCUGUGUCUACCCAAGCAUUGCUAAAGUACCAAAGAAGAACUGGUGGACCAGCAAGAGCAAGGACCGCAAACAUGUCUGGUUUGGAGAGACCAUGAAUGGAGGAUUCCAUUUCAGCUAUGCUCAGGGUGGCCCUGAUGCCACUGGCGCUACCGUCCAGCUGACCUUCUUGAGACUUCUGUCUACUGAAGCAUCCCAGACCCUCACUUAUCACUGCAAAAACAGCAUUGCCUACAUGGACCAGGCCACUGGAAACCUGAAGAAGUCUUUGCUGCUGCAGGGCUCCAAUGAAGUGGAGAUCCGUGCAGAGGGCAACAGUCGGUUCACUUACAGCGUGUUGGAGGAUGGCUGCAAGAGACACACAGGCCAGUGGGGCAAGACUGUCUUUGAGUACAAAACACAGAAAACCUCCCGUCUGCCAAUCGUGGACAUUGCUCCUAUGGACAUCGGAGGAGCGGAUCAGGAGUUUGGAGUGGAUGUAGGCCCAGUCUGCUUCUUGUAAAAUGGAGUAUCACAAUGGCCCCCCGAUUCACAGGAAAUAAAUAAACUCGACCAUGAAACAUUACACACACUUCCACAAUAAAGAAGACUGGAAAUUAAAAAAAGAAAAUUGAUACUUUUUUUCUCACAACAAAGUGCUCUCCAAGUUGUUCUCCCGGGAUGUUAGCACUGAAGGGCACCGGCAAUAUCUGUACACCACACCAGCAUUCUCUGUCAACCCGCUUCCUGAGAUCCAGUCAUGUUUCCCAUGGCCCACUGUUGACGGGAAUGAGUCAGAGCCAGGAGGAAGAAGGACCAAGCAAACAAGUUAUGGAGAACAGAAACAUGACUUGAUGUCACUUAUUUAUUGUCUAACCCGAGUGGGCAGAGUUGAGGUAGGACUGGACGGGUUCACUUUUGUAAGUAACACAAGCCCCCUUUCCACUACAGAACAGCCGCACAACCUCUGUCCCAGUCCUACGCCACCUCCCUCCCUGUUUCCCUCCAGACACAUUAAUACGGCAUUUUGAAUCAGUGUAGACCAAAGAAAGAGAAAUAUUUUUAGUAAGUAAAUUCAACCAUGUGCUACAGGCCUGUCCAUCAUGAGCUGGAGCAAAAUCUUUACUGUGUAUUAUAAAUCCUUGGUUCUGUUGUUGUAAAAGUCUGUGUUUAUAAACAACCAGAUGGUUUUAUAUAUAUUUCCACAUUAUGUGUGUACAUGUGUCUAUAUGCACACCAACACUUUUUGGAAAGUGAGGUUACAUUUGAGAUGUAAGUUAAAUUUGUUUCCCAUCAGAUGGAGGCCCAUGCCUCAUCCAAAAAUAUUAGCUCUGAAAUUUUUGAGGAAAAUUGGUUUUACUUUUUUCUUCUAGUCAUCCAGAUUGUUUGAAGCUACCUCACGGUGAAAAAAACAAAGUGAAAAUGCUGAGCUGAAAUCUGAGCUGACCAAAACAUUAGCUUUCAGAUGGAUCUGGGGCUGAACGGCCAUCUUUGUUUUGGGUUACUCCCUCCUCAGAAGGUGCUAUGAGUCCCCUACCCCCUCACCUCCCAUCCUUGAUUCCCACUAGCCUCACACUACACACUCACACUCCACCCUGGAGGAAAGGUGCAGUCGGGUUAAGACAGGGGAGACAGGGGCCUCCUUCGGGCCCCCGCAGCUGAACAAGGGACUCUGGGGACAGUCGCUCAAAAACAAACCAGGGUGGGUUGUCUCUGUGUGUGUGAGGACGUGUACAUUUUUUUGAAGUAAUUUUAUUAUGAUCAUUUUUGUUUUUAUUUUGUUACACCUCUAAUUGAUGUAAAUUGGAAAAUAAAAGGAAAGCCUAAUUCAGAAUGUCAGAAUGAAGCUGAUUUUUAACUGAGUUUUGAAUAAAAACAGAAAUGGUGUG
Molecule: messenger RNA, 6011 nt
Organism: Melanotaenia boesemani (Boeseman's rainbowfish)
Lineage: Eukaryota; Metazoa; Chordata; Actinopteri; Atheriniformes; Melanotaeniidae
Gene: col2a1a
Product: collagen, type II, alpha 1a
Exons: 54
Coding region: 173-4645 (1490 amino acids)
Molecular function (GO): extracellular matrix structural constituent; protein binding
Source: RefSeq, a predicted model, not a curated record